CUACAUUUCCCGAGAGCACGACCUUGUUUUCAUGACGUAAUCACGCAUGGCCGUGCUGCCCUGCGCUGCAUCACAACCUCCUGCCAACGGAUCGGAGUCAAGCGGUUACAACGAUGUGUCAUCGGUUGUUCAAACACGGCGUCUAGACGACACACUUCUCCUCUUGAUAAUGGCGGACGUAGAUACGGUGGUCCUGCAGCAGAAUCUGGACAGGAGUUGCUGGGUAUGCUUCGCAACAGACGAAGAUGACCGCACAGCCGAGUGGGUGCGUCCGUGCCGUUGCCGGGGUUCCACCAAGUGGGUCCACCAGGCCUGCUUACAGCGAUGGGUGGAUGAGAAGCAGCGCGGCAAUAGCACAGCACGCGUGGCCUGUCCGCAGUGUAACGCAGAGUACCUGAUAGUGUUUCCCAAAGUGGGGCCCGUGGUCUACGUACUGGACCUGGCCGAUCGAGUCAUCUCCAAGGCCGGUCCCUUCGCUGCAGCCGGCAUCAUGGUGGGAUCCAUAUACUGGACCGCAGUCACGUAUGGCGCCGUCACCGUCAUGCAGGUGGUGGGCCACAAGGAGGGUCUGGAUGUCAUGGAGCGGGCCGAUCCUCUCUUCCUUCUCAUCGGCCUGCCCACCAUCCCUGUCAUGUUGAUCCUCGGCAAGAUGAUCCGCUGGGAGGAUUACGUCCUGCGUUUAUGGAGGAAAUACUCCAACAAACUGCAGAUCCUCAACAGCAUCUUUCCCGGAAUCGGCUGCCCGGUCCCUCGGAUCCCGGCCGAGGCGAGUCCCUUGGCCGAUCACGUCUCGGCCACCCGCAUCCUGUGCGGCGCGCUGGUGUUCCCCACCAUUGCCACCAUUGUGGGCAAGCUGAUGUUCAGCAGCGUCAACUCCAACCUACAGCGGACCAUCCUGGGAGGAAUCGCCUUUGUUGCCAUCAAGGGGUCGUUCAAAGUGUACUUCAAACAGCAGCAGUACAUGCGGCAAGCACAUCGCAAGAUCCUCAAUUUCCCUGAGCAGGAGGAAGCUUGAGGACCCGGGCAGAUCAAGGUCGGGUGAGGUUUGUGGGACAUUAGUCCGUCUCACCCCACAACAUAUGAUCUUCACACCUCAAUGACAAGAUACCGCCAGAAUCCUGCCAACAUUUAUUUUUAAACCUCUGAUGCUUCUGCCUGCUGAAAAUAGACAAUAUUCACAAACAUGCACACCAGAGAAUGUGCGCACUCAUAUGGCAGUGAUUUUUUUUUUUUUUUUUUUAAAUAAUAAAUAAAUUGUUGUUUUAUAACAGUUCCUGGAAAAGUCCGCUUUGCCAGUUUUUGGUUGCUUCUGUUGCAAGUUAUUGGAUUAUAUGAAAGAUAAAAUGUUAAUAACUUCCUUUCUGCUUUUCUUCCUCAAACUGCUCCCAAAAGAACAAUGUGAACAAACGUUUAGUGUUUUAAGGCAUUGGUUGCCUUCACUUUGAUUGUCUAACAGUCACAUCUUAUAAAAUUAAGGUUUUUUUUACUUGGACAGAGGCCAACAUGGACAUGCUGGUCUCAUGGGAACACACGAUACGACGGAAAACAUUUUUGUUUUGUUUUAUCAGAUCACUCCCUCACCUGUGAAUUUUGUCAUCUCAAGGACCUGAAAAAUUAAAAUGGCUCCCUUAUUUCCCUCCAACCAAUGCCACUGACUCAAAUAUCCCAACAGCAACAAUGAAGAAUGUGAAUCGGGUCAGCUAUAAAUCUGAAUUUUAUCACGGGUAGGUUCAACUGCUUGAUUUUUCCAAAUGUGCCCACGACGCUGGAGCUGUGAUCACUAAAGCUGUAAGUUGCUGUUUUCCCUUUUGAGGAGACUGCCAGAAAUGUGACUCCAUUGUGGAAAGACACUAUUUGGGAAUAUUUAACCUGCACGUGUAAACUUGGUGAGCUUUUCCUGCACCCUCACUGUGUCUCACUCAGUUCCAUCCUUUGGUAUCUGUUCUGUGAAUAAAUGUAUUUUUCCAAAUACAAAUGCUAA
Molecule: messenger RNA, 1981 nt
Organism: Syngnathus acus (greater pipefish)
Lineage: Eukaryota; Metazoa; Chordata; Actinopteri; Syngnathiformes; Syngnathidae
Gene: marchf5
Product: membrane-associated ring finger (C3HC4) 5
Exons: 7
Coding region: 47-1015 (322 amino acids)
Molecular function (GO): zinc ion binding
Source: RefSeq, a predicted model, not a curated record